AAUAACAAUCGACUGUUGCAGUACAAGCAACCGAACAUCUGAUUUUUUGCCCAGAUUUUUAGUUUAUUAUUUGUUUAUCAUUUAAAACAAAUUUAAAUUUGUGACAUACUCACUGUAAAACGAAUACCUUGGUUGAUAUUGGACCCUUGUCACAUCAUUCCACUAGCGUUAAUCCCGGUUGCAUCCUCACCUCUCUUGAGUGCAGCCCGAGUUGUGCCAAUGACCACUGUUCUGGAUUGGGUUACGAAGAAUUUGUUGUGACUGACGCGACGUGAUGUUGUCAAGGAACCGAAUCUCCGACUUGAAUGGACGCCAUCGUGUGAAACCAACGUGACAUAAAUGUAAGGUGGCUCAGCAACCUGUGUCUUUUCGUUGGCAGCUCUGCCUACUAAACUGUAACCAUGGUGGUGGUGCUGAACGGCGUCCUCGCGGACGAGUGCCCGACCACGGUGCGCGCGCUGCUGGCGGCCCACCCCGGCUACAGGGACGCGGCGGCCCAGCUGCUGGGGGCAGCGGCCCGCGUGGUCGGCCCGCCGGGCUUGCUGUAUGUAGGCCAGAGGGAAUUGGCGGCUGUUGUGCCUCACGACAAAAAUGUAAACAUCUUAGGAUCAGACGACGCUACAUCAUGUAUUAUAGUUAUCGUUAGGCAUUCAGGAUCGGGCGCAGUCGCCCUAGCCCACUUAGACGGGUCCGGCACGGCGGAGGCGGCGAGCGCCAUGGUGUCCCGGGUGCAGCAGCUGGCUGUGGGCUACCCCGACGGCAGGCUCGAGCUGCAGCUGGUGGGAGGGUUCACUGACCCCCACCGGUACUCUGAUGAACUGUUCGCCAGUAUUAUGUUAUCGUUCCACCGUCUUACCGUCGAGAUCGACUUGACCCUAGCGUGUUGCUGUGAACUGAACACGGCGCUCGGGGGAGGCUCCCCCGCGCCGCUGGUGACGGGGGUGGGCGUGGACAUCCGCGCGGGGGACCUGUUCCCCGCCACGUUCCCCGACAAGGGCCCGGAGUUGCCGCUCCGCGAGGCCAGGAUGAUCACGGGGGGACCGCAUUCGGCGCAGGUUCUGGACAUUUACGACAAUGGCGUAGGAAUGCUACGCAUCGGGCCGUUCAACUACGAUCCUUUAAGGGGAGUGGAUCUCUGGCUGGAGCAGUCAGACGACUUCAUACUCCAGCAUCUGAGCACCACACCGGCUGUGGAGCCGCCCCAUUUUGUGCACAAUAUCCGAGUGACCCUGAAGUUCAUCCAGCAGCACCCGUUCCCGGCCGUGACCGUGUUCCCGGACAACCGGCCGCACUACUACCGCCGCGACGAGCAGACCGGCUGCUGGGUGCCCAUUAGGUUUUAAUUCCAUUUGAUUUUUAAAAAUAGACCUUAAGGUCUAUCGCCACACUCCUACAUUAGAGCCUCGCCCGGGACGGCAUGGUUUGCUUCGGAGAAAUAUUGAAGUUCCGUUAGGUUCCGUAGGCUAAAAGUUAAGUUUCUUUUUUGUUCACUUUAAAUUUAGAAUGUGACCGACGUCUUUUUUCGCAAACGUUUAAAGGCAAUGUCUCUUAUCUUUUUUACACUUCAGGUUAACUUACAGUUAGAGAGAGAUGGAAGAUAAGAUAUAUUGUGUCUUUUCAACGUUUUUGUGAAUAAGCCAUCUAAGGUUGUUAAGUGACGUUUUAUAAAAAAGUUGAUUUUAUUCGAUUUGAAUUUAGAAUAUGGCCACUAAAUUAACUUUGGAAAGUCAAAUUUUUUUACUUUUUAUUUCCAAAAGAUUUUUAUGAUAUAAACAAUGUUUGAUUUAUAUAGGUAGGUAUGUAUUUUUUAACGUUGCGCAUUUUAAAAUAUAAUGUUUCUCAUAAUAAUGCAUAGUACAAGAAAUGUCUACGCGCAUGAUCGAAUUGUUUCAAACUAUUUACAAAGUUUCGUUUUUAGUUCAUAUUUUUGAUCAAAUAAAGAUAAUCUGUUUUGAGUUAAUUUAUUUUAAUAGUAGCCUUGAGCACCUUAAAAUUUAUUUCUGCGUUUUAAAUUAAAUAUAUUAUUAUCCGAAAUCCAGGUUAUUAUACUUGUAGACUGUUUUCCGAACAAAUACAUUGCAUCUAAUGUAAAAAUGGCUGUUACUCUGUUCUAAAUAAAAUUAAGUCGUCACAACGACUAAGCACACACUACUUUUAAGAACGUUUUAAUUUAUUUAUUUCUUAUUAUUGUAAUCUGACACUGUUUGACAUGCCAUUAUUAGGAUAUAAAGCCGGGUUGGUUCACUUUUUCUAUAUCUUUUUUUACUCAGAAAUAAAAAAACUGACUCAGGACAGCCCCUAUUGUCCACUGUCAAUUAAAAUUGUGUUACAUAGUCACGUCUAUCGCUUGGGGAUAGACAGAGCCGUCUUGAAAAGACUGAAAGAUCAUGUUUAGCUGUACGGCUUUAUGAUGGAAUUGUUACACUAAAACUUUUUUAUUUUACAACAAAUCAACAAGUUUAAAUUUAUGAAUAAAAAUCUAUAUAUUAUGGAUAAACUAUCUUUGUUUUCUUAAUAAAAUAGAAAAUGCGAGCAAGGCAAUUGUUAACAAUUUUAUUUAUAAAAAACCUAUCACAAUAGUGCCUUAUUUUAGUUGUUAUGUUAAGUAAUAAGCAGUGAAUUAAUUUUAGUUUUCAAUCUCAAAUUUAUAUCAUCAAACAUUUAAGUACAUUUCAAACUAUUAUAGUGGUUGUAUUGAGUUUUGUUUUUAUUGUGAUAAUGCUAGAGGUAAGCGAAUUUUGAAUUUAUCAAAAUAUCUAUAUGUAUCAAGUUAAAAUUACUAGUUUUAAACCUAUAUAACAGACAUGUGUGAUCAUACCAGUUGUCUAAAUAAGUACAUUUCUUUGUAAAUAUGAAUUUGAUUUUUUAACUACUUAGGUUUUAUUUAAGGGUAAAAUGUAUAUUUUGACAUUAUUUCUUAGAAUUUCUUUACAACACUCCUACUUAGAAUACUUUUUUAAAUGUAGUAAAAUAAAAUUAUAUAGCAAUAUUGCAGUUUGUGGUAAAAGUAUGUAGAUGUGUAGCAAGUUUCUUGUAAAUAUUUUAGUGAAGAAAUUAGACAUUUAGUUAUUGAAGUUAUAGUUAUGUUUUGUGAAAUAUAAUGAAUAUAUUUAAAGUUCA
Amyelois transitella is the source of this 3120-nucleotide messenger RNA. RefSeq names its product protein N-terminal asparagine amidohydrolase (gene Ntan1). The transcript has 11 exons. NCBI's taxonomy places the organism in Eukaryota, Metazoa, Arthropoda, Insecta, Lepidoptera, Pyralidae. Gene Ontology annotation, cellular component: nucleus. Gene Ontology annotation, biological process: ubiquitin-dependent protein catabolic process. The coding region runs from base 402 to 1343 and encodes 313 amino acids. The record is from RefSeq and is a predicted model, not a curated record. Gene Ontology annotation, molecular function: protein-N-terminal asparagine amidohydrolase activity.